AUGUUCUGCCCAGGAGAAUUUAACAUUGCAGACUUACCUUCGCGAGGUUGUAGUGGAGCAGCACUGGUUAAAAACGACGAAUGGUUCCAUGGCCCUAAAUUCCUGAAGUUAUCAGAAGAAAACUGGCCGAAACCUCCUCGAUGUAAUGGAGCAGAAAGUGAAAUCGCAUUAUCGGAAACGGUGAAAUCAGUCAACAAGUCAACAACUCAUUCCCUUACAGUCUUAGAGAAGAAACAUAACACAGUUAGUGUCGGAAAGGUGGUGGAUUGUCAUCGAUAUAGUUCGAAAAUACGUUUAUUACGAGUGACGGCUUACGUAUUUAGGUUCGUGAGGAGGAUUAAAGGACAAACCGUAGUUAAAACGUUAGAACUAUCAGCAGACGAACCGAUCGAAGCCGAACAGAUAUGGAUAAAGGAUAUUCAGAACAAUAUGUUUCCCGAAGAAGUUAAACAAUUAGUUAAUCGUACCAAAACUUCCAGCUCAAGGCUUGAUCAACUACGCUUAUUUCUGGACGACAAAGGAAUGAUACGCUGUGAAGGACGAAUUGAACAUUCUUCUGUUUCUUCUGAAGCUAAGAAACCUGUACUCCUUCCCGCAAAGCAUCACGUUACACAUUUGAUUAUCCAAGAACAUCACGAUUCAGCAAACCACACUGGUAUUAAAGGAACACUGAACCGUAUUCGAGAAAGAUAUUGGAUCCUACAUGGAAGGCAAGCAGUCAAGCGAGUUCUACGUAAAUGUGUGACUUGUAAAAGAUUAGAAGGGAAGCC
Paramuricea clavata is the source of this 770-nucleotide messenger RNA. NCBI's taxonomy places the organism in Eukaryota, Metazoa, Cnidaria, Anthozoa, Malacalcyonacea, Plexauridae. The record is from the annotation of a GenBank genome assembly.